Molecule: messenger RNA, 783 nt
Organism: Pocillopora meandrina
Lineage: Eukaryota; Metazoa; Cnidaria; Anthozoa; Scleractinia; Pocilloporidae
Source: the annotation of a GenBank genome assembly
AUGUCCAUUUCCAAAGAUGUUGCAAAGAGUUACCAGCAAGUGUCGCUUUUUCAAAGAGAGGAAGGAAAAAAACUGAUCGACGAUGUAGAGAUUCAUCGCGGACAUGUUAUCCUAGAUUUGGGAUGCGGCACUGGAGAAUUGUCUGUGUAUCUUUCCGAGCUCGUAGGACAAGAUGGAAGAGUCGUUGCCGUUGAUCCCGACAGUUAUCGAGUAGAAGUGGCGCGAGAAUCACAUAGGGAAGUAAAAAAUCUCGCAUUUCAUGAAGGAAGCUCUGCCAGCUUUCCAGGUAUGGGCUUGAAGACUUACGACAUCGUCUUCUCCAACUUUGUGUUCCACUGGAUUAAGGAUAAAGAAGAAGCAUUCAAGAACAUGUUUCGGAGCCUGAAACCAGCAGGGAAAAUUGUCGUGAGUUACACCGAUCGCUUACCUUCCAUCGUCAGUAAAAUUUAUCGCGAACUUCAAAACUCAGAAAGCAUGGAACGUAUGUUAAGCAAACGUUGGUACGAGAGAAGGGCGAACAUGGAAGAGAUGUGUUCGGCUGCAGGAUUCGAAAUCAUAAAAAGUGUCGACGUCAAAAUGGAUGAUUUUGAGUUCGAAAAUGUUGAAAGUUUGUGCUCAUUUUUCUUGGCAACUAAUCAAGGCAGGUUUAUUUCAGAGCUAGCCACAGGAGAUAAGGUAUCGAGGUUUUGUGCUCAGUACUCAAGCGGAGAAAAUUCUAAACCGUUGACGGUUUAUACUGACGAAGGAGAUUAUUACUGCGUAUUGACUGCAGCCAAAUCAUAA